Molecule: messenger RNA, 5032 nt
Organism: Cricetulus griseus (Chinese hamster)
Lineage: Eukaryota; Metazoa; Chordata; Mammalia; Rodentia; Cricetidae
Source: RefSeq, a predicted model, not a curated record
UUUCUUCAUCAUUUCCAAGCUCAACAAUGAAACACUUCAUGGAUCACAGUACCCUCGAAAGCUCCUUCCACCUACUAAGCUCAAGCCUUGAAAAUCUGGGAAAAAUGUUGAUGUCAGAAAUGCAUCACAAAGAAGGAAGAGAGAAUCUUUAUCACACUGAGUCCUGGAAAAUGGAGGAUUUCCUACAGAAUUUCACACACCUAUUACUUUUACUAAAACCUUGCCCAAGAGGCUGGAAGACCUUGAACAGAAAAAGCUUGCAUGAAACAAAAGGAGAGGAGAAAGGACAUCUGAUUGAGAUGGAAGACUUAUUUAAUCCAAACCUAGAUACCCAGGAAGAGCCUCAGUUGGUCAUAUUAGAGGGGGCUGCUGGGAUUGGGAAGUCAACACUGGCCAGGCAGGUAAGAAGGGCAUGGGGAAAAGGCCAGCUCUACAGAGAUCGCUUCCAGCAUGUCUUCUAUUUCAACUGCAGAGAGCUGGCCCAGUGCAAACAGCUGAGUCUGGCUGAACUCAUAGCCAAAGACCAGGCUGUGUCCUCAGCUCCUAUCAGGCAGAUCCUGUCUCACCCUGAGAAGCUGCUCUUCAUCCUGGAUGGCAUAGAUGAGCCAGCAUGGGUCUUGGAGAUGCAGAAUCCUGAGUUCUGUCUGCACUGGAGCCAGCCACAGCCAGUGCCUAUGCUGCUGGGCAGUUUGCUGGGAAAAUCCAUUCUGCCGGGUGCUUCCUUGCUGCUCACAACUCGGAUCACAGAUCUACGGAAGUUCAUUCCUUCUUUGGGGCAGCCACGUUGGGUGGAAGUCCUGGGUUUCUCCAAGUCUGGACGGAAGAAAUAUAUCUACAAAUAUUUCACAAAGAAAAGAGAGGCAAUUGCAGCUGUUAGCUUGGUUAAAUCAAACCCAGUGCUCUCAGCACUGUGUGUGGUGCCCUGGGUGUCCUGGCUGGUCUGCACUUGCCUGAAGCAGCAGAUGAAACAGGGAAUAGAUCUCUCACUGACCUCACAGACCACCACAGCCCUCUGCCUGAAAUACCUUUCCCUGACUCUUCCAGGGCAUUCCCUGGAGACACAGCUCAGAAGGCUCUGCUCACUGGCUGCUGAGGGGAUCUUCAGAAAAAGGACCCUGUUCAGUGAGAGAGACCUUCAGAUCCAAGGGUUAGAUAAUGAUGUCAUUACCACUUUCUUGAAGAUGGGUGUCCUUCAGAAGCAGCCCAGGUCUCUGUACUACAGCUUUGCUCACUUGUGUCUCCAGGAGUUCUUUGCAGCAAUGUCCUGCAUCUUGUAUUUUAAUGAGAACACAAGUGAUCAUACAGAAUUCUACAGUAUUGUGCAAGCACUGAAGGAAGGCUAUGGAAGACAUGACCUGUUUGAGGCACCCACUAUGCGCUUUCUAUUUGGUCUUUUAAGUGAAAAGGAAAUGAGAAAAAUUUGGAAUAUCUUCCCCUGCAAAUGGAGUAGGGAAACAAUGUUGCACCUGCAAAGGUAUAUCCAAAAGGAAGCCCUACUCCAUCAACCAUAUUCUCUGGGUUUACUCCAUUGUCUGUAUGAAAUUCAGGAUAAAGAUUUCGUGGCAGAAGUGAUGAACAAUUAUCAAGAAACAAGGGUGCAUACCCCAGUGGAUAUGGAGCACCCAGAGUUCCAGACAGGAGUGAUGUACAUGGUGGUCCAGACAGACGUGGACCUCAUGGUGGUCACUUUCUGCAUUAAGUUCUGCUGCCGUGUAAAGAGGCUUCAGAUGAAUGCGAGUGGACAGCAGAGAAAAAUCUCAAAGUCCCCCAAGAUAGUUCUGUCUAGAUGGACCCCAAUGACUAAUGCCAGUUGGCAGGUUCUCUUCUCCAUGCUUGAGUUCACAGGAAGCCUAGAGGAGCUGGACCUAAGUGGAAACCCACUGAGCAACUCUGCACUGCAGAGUCUUUGUAGGACCCUGAGAUGCCCUGGAUGUCACCUAAAGACAUUAUGGCUUCUCAACUGUGGCCUCACAUCCAGACACUGUGAGGACCUGACCUCAGUGCUCUGGGCCAGCUCCAGCCUGACUGAGCUCGACCUGCAGCUAAAUGACCUGGGCGACCAUGGGGUGAGGCUGCUGUGUGAAGGGCUCAGGAAUCCUGCCUGCAACCUCAGAAUCCUGAGGCUGGACCAGGACCCUCUCAGUGACCAGGUGAUGAUGGAGCUCAGGGCCCUGGAGGCAGAGAAUCCACAGAUGCUCAUCUCUAGCACAUUGAAUCCACCUGUGAUGGACCCUACUAAGAACAUGGAUGGAGAAGAAAUGGGUGAUAGCUUGACCUCAUUCAAGCAGCAGAGACUACAGUCGGGACACAAGCACAUGGAACCACUGGGGACUGAAGAUGACUUCUGGGGCCCUACAGGGCCAGUGGCUACUGAGGUGGUUGACAGAGAAAGGAACCUGUACCGAGUUCAGUUUCCUGUGGCUGGUUCCUACCACUGUCCCAACAUAGGACUUCGCUUUGUGGUGACAAGGGCAGUGACAAUCAAGAUUGAAUUCUGUGCCUGGAGCCAAUACCUGAAUGAAACUCCCUUGCUGCACAGUCAUAUGGUGGCUGGGCCUCUGUUUGACAUCAAGGCUGAUCAGGAAGCUGUGGCUACUGUGUACCUCCCUCAUUUUGUGACUCUCCAAGAGGGACAGGUGGACAUCUCCUUGUUCCAGGUGGCUCACUUUCAAGAACAUGGGAUGAUCCUAGAAACUCCAGCCAGGGUGGAGCAGCACUACGCAGUACUGGAAAACCCAAGCUUCUCCCCAGUGGGAGUUCUAGUGAGAAUGAUCCCUGCUGUAGGACACUUCAUCCCCAUCACUUCCAUCACACUGAUCUACUAUCCUCUCAAUCUCAAGGAUGUCACCCUUCAUCUCUACCUGAUCCCCAAUGACUGCACCAUUCGGAAGGCCAUUGAUGAGGAAGAGAUGAAGUUUUGGUUUGUUCGAAUACACAAGCCACCCCCAGUAGACUCUCUUUAUAUUGGUUCACGCUACAUUGUGUCUGCUUCCAAGAGGCUGAAAAUCAUCCCAAAGGAACUAGAGCUGUGCUACAGGAGCCCUGGGGAAUCCCAGCUCUUCUCUGAGAUCCACGUUGGUCACAUGGGUUCAGAAAUUAAUCUGCAAAUCCGAGACAAGAAGCAUAGGAAUCUCAUAUGGGAAGCCUUGGUGAAACCAGGGGACCUCAGUCCUGCACCACCCGUGACCCCUGUAGCCCACAAAGAUGCUCCUGCCUCACUACACUUCCUAGACCAGCAUCGGGAGCAGCUGGUGGCCCGAGUGACAUCAGUGGACCCUCUCUUGGACAAGCUGCAUAGUCUGGUGCUGAGUGAAGAGGAGUAUGAGGCAGUGCGGGCUGAAGCCACCACCCAAGACAAGAUGAGGAAGCUCUUCAGCUUCAGCCGGUCCUGGACCAGGACCUGCAAAGACCAAGUCUACCAAGCUCUGAACGAGAUCCAUCCUCACCUGAUCAUGGACCUCCUGAAAAAGUCUCGCAGGGUCUCUGUGUGAUCCUGACAUCUUAGUGGCUGAGGAGUGAGCACUCUUCCUUGAGUCCUGGCUCUGCCUCACCUUCCUUUGGCCCUAAGUUUAAAUCUAUAAACCAAUGAACAUCUGAGUUGCCUUUCUGAGGGCAUUGUUUCGAGAACACUUCUUGGGGACCCAGAUGUUCCCUCUUGGCCUUCCCCAGCCAGAUUUUCUUGUGGGAAGAGCAUCUCAGAAAACUUCCCAUUGGAGCCAGCAAGUGUAUUCAGGCCUUGUUCAACCUAACUUUUCUGGCAGAGUGGCCUGUGGAGAGACAUCUUACUAGAUACCUGUGUCACUGACUACACGGCCACAGGUACCUACUGGGCAUGUGGAAUUUAGGCCUAAGAAAAGGACAGGCACUGUCUCUUGGGUUCCAGUCAGAUCUCAGAGGGCAGCUGAGAUUGGAUGCUCGGAGUAUAGACCCUGGGUUAUCGGUUAGUGAUUUCUCCCCAAUAAGUUAAUGUACAUCACCCCCAUCCCAUGUAUGGUAAUCUUAUUCCAACAUUCUAGUGUCAGGAAGUGGCCAUUCUCAAAACCACCCGAUACAAGCAGGACUGGGGCACUUGGGAAUGGAAACAAUGAGAUGAUACUUUCCAUGGAAACUGAAUGUCUUAUAAAUAGGAAAGGAAAAGGGCUUCUCAAACAUUCCCCAACCUCAGUGUGGGUUUUCUUUUUCAUUCUAUUUCCAUUUUCAGGUCUUGAACAGCUCUGUUUUUCCUUCCAGUGUUUAUUUUUCUUCUUCUUCGUUUCUCUAAGGGAUUUCUGCAUUUCCUCCUUGAGGGCCUCUAUCUUGUUCAUACAGUGUUUUAAGUUCUUUUUCUUGUGCUUUGACUGCGUUGGACUUUUCAGGACCUGCUAUGGGCUCUAGUGGAGACAUAUACACAAGGUUAUUGCUUAUUGUGUUUUUAUGCUAGCAUCUAGUCACCUAGAAUUAGAAUGAUUAUAGGUCUAAGUGCUGUUUUCUAAUUUUUUUUGUUUGGGUGUGUACUUUGUUCUUUGGUUUCUGUUUCUUCUCUGGAUUUUAGGAGAGUCAAUGGCUGUUUGUUGCUUGGUAGGAAAUUUUAUGGUUAUAGCCCUGAUAUGGUUUGGCCCCUGGCACUUCCCAGUAAAAUGUAUUUCUGAUCAUUGGAAACUGACAGGUAGGAAUGUGGAUAGGCUAAGAGUCUGAGGGAGUUCACAGGGGGGAGGCGAUCAGAGUGCUCAAGAGGAUCUGCUAAUUUAGUCCCCUUGAAAUGAGGAAAGGGACAGUGAAGAGAGGUCACCACAGAAGGUCUGCUGUAGCACUGGGGAUGAGACUGGUGGAUUGGAACUAGAAGAGCAAAAGGGAAAAGGAAAAUCUGUAGACAGCCUACCUGAUUUCCUGGCAGGAAUAGCCUAUGGGUUAUCAGGGGGUGGUGGUUAAUGUCUUUAAUUCCAGCACUUGGGAAGUAGAGUCAGGUGGAUCUCUGUGAGUUCAAGGUCAGCCUGGUCUACAAAGUAAAUUCCAGGAAUUUCAGUACUGUUACACAGAGAAACCCUGUGGAAAG